AUGGCACAUGCUCCCCUACUGCGAACCAACACGGCACCGGUAUUCUCACAGUCUUCGAACGGUGUCGGAGGCAUCAGUACCAUGAGCCAUGCGCCGCGCGCCAGCCAACUGUCUGGCUCAACAGCGUACAACAGCUCCUCCGCCUCGCUAGCCUCGUUGUCAUCCGCGGCUACUGCUGCGACGACCGCCACCACGACACCCCAGAAUGGCGGGCCCGUCAUAGCCACGGCUAACAUCAUCAACCAGAAGGCCGAUGCCUCUCGCUCGCUCUAUCAUCUGUGUAUGGCGCUCAAAGUGAGACUCGCCCAGGUUCCCGACUUUGGUCCCUCCCUCCAGCAACUCGAUCCGUACGAUCCAGUCGAGUCCCUUUGGGGUCUAUUUCGCACCGGUUUCCCUCUCCUCGAGAUCUAUAAUGCGCUGCAACCCACUGUGCCCCUCAAAAUCGAGGACUCGGUCCCCAAGACCACGACUGCCGACAAGAAAGCCAAGAUUGCUGUUUUCAAGUUCAUCCAGGCUUGCCUGAAGGAUCUUGGUAUUCCUUCUGCUGACUGUUUCGUCAUAAACGAUGUCCUGGGCAACGAUACAACGGGUUUCGUCAAGGUGGUCAAUUACGUGCUCGAUCUCGCGCAGGAGCGUGGCCUGCUUCUGCAGGCUCAGCCGUACCCUGAAGACGAAGCCGCUCCCGAACCAGGCUCAAAACUGAGCUACCGCGACUACAUUGUUAAGGAGUUGGUUGAUACCGAGCGGAAAUAUGUGCAGGAUCUCGAGAACCUGCACGAUCUGAAGAGCAGCCUCGAGACCAAGGGCAUCAUCACCGGUGACACCAUUCACCAGAUUUUCCUGAAUAUCAACGCCAUCCUGGACUUCCAGCGGAGGUUCCUCAUCCGCGUCGAGACGACCAAUUCUAUGCCACAGAGCUCCCAGCAUUGGGGAGCCCCUUUUGUUGUUUAUGAGGAAGCCUUCGAUAUUUACCGCCCUUUCAUCGCCAACCAGCGGAAGGCCGCGCAAGUAGCGAACCAGGUUUUCGAGCAGAUCAAGACGGCUGCGCAUCCAGUGGCAGUCGACUUCAAUACGCUGGACGGUUUCCUGCUGAAACCAAUGCAGCGUCUCGUGAAGUACCCUCUUCUGCUCAAGGAUCUGAAGAAGAAGACGGAAGACGAGACUGCCCAGAGCGAAUUAGCUGCCGGCAUAGAGGCUGCGGAGCGAGUUCUCACCAAGGCAAACGAAGAAGUCAAUCGCGAUCUUCUUGAUGAGGCGCUCGAGGAGCUCCGUGUCCGCGUAGAUGACUGGAAGAGCCACAAGAUUGAACAGUUUGGUAAGCUGCUGAGGCACGGUGUCUACACCGUCGUAACCGGAAAGACAGACCAAGAAAAAGAGGAGAUCUCUCCGAACAAGAGCAAGGACAAAAAGGACAAGACACGGUCCACUGGCCCAAAGAUUCGCAACAAAAACGCGAAGCUCCAGCUAAAGGGCAGAAUCUUCAUGACGAACGUCACGGACGUCGUUUCCCUCUCCAAACCAGGUCAGUCCUCACCGGCUCCUGGCCUCCUGGCCAACGCAACUGACGAACAUGCAGGUUCUUAUAGUGUUCAAAUUUGGUGGAAGGGCGAUCCUGGCGUCGAGAAUUUCAUGAUCAAGUUCAACAACGAGGAGAUGCUGAAAAAGUGGGCUCUCGGCUUGGAGACGCAGCGUAAGGUAUGGGCUCAAAAGACCGCAGGCAGCCCGGAUCAAGCAGCGCCCGAAUUCGCUUGGACCCAAGCUCACGGGAGCAAGCUUGAGAAUCCAUAUCUCAACCAGGGCGAUGACGAGGACGAUGAGGACUUGGGCCCAACGUCAGCGCCACCCCAAUUCCCAAUGUCGCAGCAAACAUCCGGGAAUGGACCGCGCCUCCCUCGCAACGCAUCAAGCACCAGCCUUCGCCAACGGUCUGCCACAAACGACAGCACGGGCUCAUUGGCCGGCAUGGUCCGCGCCGCUCCCCCACGCUUCCCGUUGCCUCAGCCUCCGGGACCGUUGAGUGUCCAAACUCAGCUCCUCCCGGGCCAGUCCUCGCCUGGUUUCCGCGGCGGCGACUCGUACUUUUCACCCAUUGCCGAAUCGCCCGCCUCGUCCAGGGCAAGCACUGCCAGUUCCAUGAUGCCGCCCUCUGCUUACCCGUUCCCAAAAACGUCGACGCCCCAGCCUGGCUGGGGAGAAGAGCAGAACCGGUACACAGCACCGGCCAUGCCGCGUGCCCCUUCGAGGGAUGGUCCUUCGCCGAACCCGUAUGGGAACGGGAGGAACCCUCGAGGGCCCUCACUGCCGGCCAUGGCCUCGAACAACCAGAGCGCGGCCCAACAACAACGAAGUCGCUCGUACAGCACACCGGAUAUCAAUGGGCCCAACGGUGUGCCAAGCGCACGCCGCAACCCCUCAGUGCCAUCGAUCCCAGCAGUACCAGGCAUUCCGUCCCAUCUGCACCCAGCUCAUGACGGCAAUCUUCCCCGCUCUCAGACCGGGUCUCCCCGACAGCAGAAUGAGCUUCCCAUGAGGUCAAACACGCAGAGCCCGGGUACCCAACGUGAGCGGCAAUACGGCCAUCAAUCAUCGGGUAGUUAUGGUGGCACCAUGUCUCACUUUCCCGCUCAGCCGAUUUACCCCCGACACGGAACUCCCACUCAGGGCUUUCACAACGAGCGGAACCUCAGCAUCGACGCAACCGCAGCAGGUCGAUCUAUUUCGCCUGGCUUGGGUACCGCCUCUGGGAUCCAGACCAAUCCUCUAGCCAGCCCGGACCUGCCAAUCCCCACUCAGCUAAAGGUCAAGGUAAACUGUGUUGACAGUGGGAACUAUGUUACACUAGUGGUUGCAUUCAACAUCACGUACCAGUCCCUCAUUGACCGCAUCGACGCUAAGCUCGCUCGCUUCACCAGCAGCAGCAUCAGCAAAGGCGCGUUGAAGCUGCGUUAUCGUGAUGAGGAUGGCGACUUCGUCACCAUUGAGAGUGACGACGACAUUCAAAUCGCAUUCCUGGAAUGGCGCGAGGGCGUACGAAACAUGUACGCUGGUGGCGUUGGCGAGAUUGAGCUCUUCUGCGUAGGAGACACAGGUGGCGGAGGCAGCAACGUUUGAACGGGUUUUGGGGUGAAUGAGGGGUUUCCCUCACCUCGCGUUUCAUCUUCCGGGCUUGACGGAUCAUCGUAGCAUACACCCGAUCGAGUCCCUUUCAUCUCGCAUUCUUGGAGUCUGGAGUUGGGAUUCCGGCCGCAUUCUGACGGAUUACUUCUGAGCCGCCCGCGGCUUUUGAUAUUUUUCUCUUUCAUCAUGGAUAAGGAAGCGGGGGAUGGAGGGUGUGAGCCGCACUUGUGGCCAGGUCCAUUGUUAUAGGGCAUUUGAGGCUUUUCGCGAAUCUAGACGGACUGGGUCAGCAUACCCAUUUUUUGGACCAUUAUGGCAUUCGGUUUAUCACUCGCUACGGAUAUGGGGGCAUUGGAUCAUGAAUUUGUUGCUGACG
Verticillium dahliae VdLs.17 is the source of this 3493-nucleotide messenger RNA. RefSeq names its product rho guanine nucleotide exchange factor scd1. Bases 1 to 3111 code for a protein of 1036 amino acids. Gene Ontology annotation, molecular function: guanyl-nucleotide exchange factor activity; protein binding. Gene Ontology annotation, cellular component: cytoplasm; mating projection tip; nucleus. The transcript is spliced from 4 exons. Gene Ontology annotation, biological process: intracellular signal transduction; establishment of cell polarity; septin ring organization. The record is from RefSeq and is a predicted model, not a curated record. Lineage: Eukaryota; Fungi; Ascomycota; Sordariomycetes; Glomerellales; Plectosphaerellaceae.